AUGGCCCUCAGUACAAGAAGAGCAGCCCUAGUGGCGCUUCUUUAUACCGCAGUAGUCACGGCUCACGACCACGAUAUGGAUGCUAUCCCAGACGGCGAGGCUAUAUCACCUGACCCAAUCGACUCGAUACUAUGGACGCACAUCUUGAUCCAGUCCUUGGCAUGGGGCAUCAUCUUCCCCACUGGUAUGGUGUUGGGGAUAAUACGAUCUAAAUGGCACGUCCCUGUCCAAUCCAUAGGAACCGUCCUCGCAAUCAUCGGCUACUUUCUCGGCCACAGGCAUAAAGGCAGACAGUUCACCGAGAACAUCCAUGCCCAGUUCGUACCAGUCAUCAUGCUCAUGUUGGUAUCCCAAGUCGCCAUGGGAAUCUACCUGAAGCUACACCUUGAAAAGGGCAUAAACGGAAAGAUACGACAUGUGGUAGUAAAGGCGCACGGCGUUGUCGGAAAGGCUAUGCCUGUGGUGACGUGGGUGCAAUUCCUCUUUGGAGGUAUCACUGCACUUGGCUUCUGCAGGGCGGACCACACCGGACAAUGUUUGGCACACUUCAUCAUGGGAAGCGCUUUCAUCGCAUACGGCAUAAUCCUCCUGAUCCUGCUCCUGGUCGGACAAAUGUGGCUGCGGAGGACUGGAAGGAGCCAAGAGUUUUUCGAUUCCCUCGUCAUUGCUGCGUGGGGCUGCGUCAACACAUUCACCGAACACCGCUGGGGAGGACCAUGGGUGCACAACGACCUUCAACACACGUCCAUGGGCAUCGUCUGGUGGGCUGCGGGACUAGUCGGUGUCUGGCUGAGCCGGAAGCGCAAUGGGCAACCGAAGCGAAACCUCAUUCCUGGUAUAAUCAUCCUGAUGACAGGCUGGGCUAUGUCCGCGCAUCCGCAACACCUCCCGAUUUCGACUAUGAUCCAUACCAUCUUUGGUUAUACCCUCAUGGCUGCAGGUGCCGCGCGCAUCAUCGAAAUCUCAUUCGUGCUCAAAGACCGAGCUUCCAUUGCGACUGACGGCUCAGACCCGAACAGCUUCCAAUACUUGACACCGUUCUUGCUGAUGGCUGGAGGUUUCAUGUUUAUGGGUGCGACUGAGGAGCAGAUGAAGCUGCUUUCCGAUGCAAACGUCACACACGUGUCCUAUGUCCUGAUUCUCUACAGCAUCGCUUUCUUGUUAUUCCUUUUCGUCAACAUGCUUAUCCAUCUUUACGCCGUAUACGCUUGGGGCCAAGAUGACAAGGCUGAUGCCGAGGCACCUCUAGCGAACGGUCACGCAAACGGGCAUAUCAAUGGCUACACCAGGGUCGAUCGUAGAGUGAGAGAUGCUGAAGAGUUCGAGUUGGAAGGUCUCGAUUCCGAUGACGAGGAAGACGACUCGCCGCGCAUGAAUAAGGAGCAUAGAACCGCGGUCGGCGCAACAACUUUCGUCAUGGCAGACCCAUUUUCGGUAACCGGCAGCGCAGUCGGUGUUGUUUCUCUUGCGAUCCAACUUUGCAAAGGCCUGGAAUGGUACGUUAGCGGUGUCAAGGACGCGAAGGACAAGGCUGAGAAGAUCGCGGCGGAUACGGAAGAGCUCACAGACCUCCUCGAGUUGCUCGAGACCAUCGUCGCCAAGGUGGAUCCGUCCCAGUCGGUGUCAACAACUCUUACUGGCAUCGCAUCGUGCGCUGAGGCCAUCGCAACAAUCAGAAAGAAACUGAAGCUCGACGAUCAGGCAGCGAAUGGCGGGAUCAAAUCAAGCUUGAAGAGACUGGGCAAACGGAUGGCUUUCCCGUUUAAAGAGGCGGAGAUAGAAUAUUGGAAAGGUGUCUUGAAUACGAUACAACAGAGUCUACAGACUGCACUACUCGCACUUGUUCUUGACCAACAACGCUUAGCUUCCGAAGAUGUCAGGCUACAUUUUACAAAAUUAUCCAUGGAUCAGACGGCGCAGCAUCAUUCUAAUCUACAGCUACAGCGUAUUGUGUUCGACAAGACGCAGAUGCAGCUCGCUGGACAUUCACAAAUCGUCGAAAGGGGGUUUACAACCACGGCGCAUAGCAUUCAUAGUGUCCAUGCCGAUGUGCACCGCAUUCAAGACACGCUACAGCCCAUUAUGUCUCUACCACAAAUUGUCUCUAAACUCGAAGCCACGCUGAGCGAGAUGACCUCGACGACAGACUCUACACUGGAAACGGACAUGAUGAACUUGAGGUUACUCAAUCAGAAAGAUCGCAAGUUGAAACGACGACUCGCAAAAGUUACAUGUACAUGCCGGACACAUACAAGUGCGCUUGGCUACUGGUCAAGUUGGCUCACGCUCGCAUGCACGCGGACUUCAUUUCACGACCCUCGAUGCCCGCUUGCCUCUGUUCAGAACAAAGUGACAAACCUACAACUUCGGGCUACGCUGUGUAGUCUGAUUCUCAGAUCAAGGGUGUCACUUUCGUUGGCACUAGCUUAUGGCGCUGGCUUCUCGAUCAAGCAGAGUCUGGAACGCCAUCGAGUAGUUCCAAUAACUUCGCCUGCGUUUUCAUUCCUUCCUGACCUUGUAGAAUCUAGUCGCACCACAACUGAAGAAGUAUUCCGUGGCGAGGUCAACAAGUUAUUAGAGAUGUUUCAACUUGGACAAGCGUCACCACUCGAUCGCCUACCAGAUGGGAAAACGCUUAUACAUGAAUUAGCUCGCCGUUACGGAUUAUCGAUGCCGUCUUGUCACGAUCACAGUCUCAACUGGAGCAGAAAUCUCCUUUAUCUUAUCCUGACUGUCAUUUCCCGAAUUCCGACUGAGGGUUUCGAAAGGGACGAUAGUGGACAGACGAUUAUGGAUGUACUUAUGAAGUCCACGCCUCCACGUUUGUUGCAUCAAGAAGAUUCUAUAGCAAAUGUACUGUUAAGUCAAGGUUUCGAGAUCACUCAACAUACAGUGCGGACUUCCAGGACUUCGAGCUACCACACCAUCGAAUAUAUUAGUUACCAGAGCAAAAGUUCCACAGAUGUCAGAUUAGACGAGAACGAUUUGGUGCAGGCCAUACUGUCGAGAUCUGACCAUCAACUUCGGCAUUACCUUCGACAAUCGAAAGAUAUGCAGAUACUAAACGACCGUACUGUCAUCUUUGCCCUAAGGUUAGCUACUAUACAUGGCUGGAUAGAUGGCUGUAAGACCAUGCUUGAAGCAGAUGUUAUGGAAACCCUAAACAAAUGCUACAUUUCCCCAGAAGACUAUACUUUGCUCGGAAGCCUAGCUUACACAAAGCGACUGGAAAUGAUGCAGCUUUGGCUUUUGCGCAGAGCCGACUUUGGGCAGACACAGCUCGAACCGAUCGGCUACGCAGAAGAUGUGUUUGACUCUCAUGAGUGCGGGUUGCUACCAGAGUUCUGUGAGGACAUCGCUUACAAUGUGUCCUUUUAUCUUCGCGGUUUGAGGCACGAGAUUGACCUUUUAGUGAAAAAGCAUGGCAUCGACUAUUGCUGUGAUAGUGCUCGCAGUAAUCUACCCGAUGCGCAUGUCAGAUGCAUGCUCACUGCGCUGGUGAGCAAAGGCGUCAAAGUGCCACAGUAUUAUUGGCCAAAGAGGAAGAGUCUUUAUCAUAGGAAAGUGUGCUGGUGCCCGAUGGGACGUCUGGUGUUCGAAAGGCAGGAGAAUAAUGGCUUUCGUGAGAUCAGUGGCAAGGACUUUAGGUGCAGUAUGGAGACGAGUUGCUCGCCUCUAGUGCAUUUUCUAACGCAGAGCGGCCCGUACUUCAAUGAACUGAGAGGAUCGUUGAUCAGGCGCGACAUGACAGUCAAUUGGUUCAUCUCAAAAGGGGCAGAUCUACGAGAAACCUGGCCAGGAUCCGACAUUACUGCCAUGCAUUGUUUAGCCUGGCAAUCUGCAGAACAUCUAAGAUGUUUCUCUAAAAGCUUAUCCGAAGAAUGCGAUGCGCCCAUCCAAUUCACUUGGGAUUACAGAUCCUUUGAGGUACUCGUCAAAAGGGAAAUUCUGGACAGUUGCGAAUGUGGAUGCAGCAUUUCCGGCUGCGAUUUUUUAGCGUCCUUCUGGAGGGAAUAUUUCACAGAAUUCCAUGGUGGGAAGCAGUUUUCCGCCAUUUGCGACUGCCUCAAAGGUGUACAGCCGAUGGAAGAACUAAAGGGCGUGACUACACGUACUAAGGGCAUGCGUUAUCGUGAAAAAGCAAAAGCGAACGUACUUCUCGAAUUGACCGCUUGGGUUGAUAGAGCAGCAAAUACCCUCCAGCUUCGCCGACUCAUUCAUGGGUACAUGCGACUAUUCAUAUUCUCAUAUCUGGACUUAAGACAUACAUGUUGCGAUAUCGACCGCAUCAGGCACUUUGACAACCCUGACUACAACAAACAACCAUAUCCUCGAUACUCUCCAAAGGAAGGGAGGCGCAUAAAGAAUGAGGACGCAACGUUGCGCGGAAUUCUCGAAGAGCUUGUACCCAUGUUCAUCUCCCAGUUCGACGCCGUUGGUGGAAGACUUGGAGACUUCGUCCUCGAUGUGAUGAUUCCGAAGAUGCGCGAAGUAGCGGGAGAACUAAAAGAGGAAGAUGCGGCACUUUAUGCGCAGGGACGACAAGAGCUAGGCGUUGUAAUAUAUGAGGAGGAAGACGACGCUGAACAGAGCGAGAGUGGUGAGGAAGAGGAAGAACAAGAUGAAGUUAUUGAGGAAGAGUCUGAUGACGAAUACUGA
Molecule: messenger RNA, 4659 nt
Organism: Alternaria burnsii
Lineage: Eukaryota; Fungi; Ascomycota; Dothideomycetes; Pleosporales; Pleosporaceae
Exons: 7
Coding region: 1-4659 (1552 amino acids)
Source: RefSeq, a predicted model, not a curated record